Mya arenaria is the source of this 2525-nucleotide messenger RNA. Its product is annotated as complement C2-like. Gene Ontology annotation, cellular component: extracellular region. Gene Ontology annotation, biological process: proteolysis; complement activation. NCBI's taxonomy places the organism in Eukaryota, Metazoa, Mollusca, Bivalvia, Myida, Myidae. The record is from RefSeq and is a predicted model, not a curated record. The transcript has 15 exons. Gene Ontology annotation, molecular function: serine-type endopeptidase activity. Bases 68 to 2212 code for a protein of 714 amino acids.
CGAUUAAGAGCCCUUCUGUGAUAUAUCCCUCGUACAAUCUCAAAUAUUGCGCAGUUACAAUCCAACAAUGUCGGGGAAACUGCUUUGUGUCGUUGUGUUUUUUGCUGGAUUUUUUAUCGUUACAAAUUGUGAAGAAAAGUUCGGUUGCAAGUUGCCACAGGAACCUUUGUUCGGCCAUUUUGAUUUCAACGAAAGACUGAAGUCAUACCGAUUGAGCUGCGACGAAAACUUCCAGUUACAACCGGGCGGAUUGUUGAACCUUGACCGAUUUUGUAGAAACGGAAAAUGGACAGGAGCUGUGAGAGAUUGUGUUCUGAAAUAUCAAGUCAGGAAACAAUGCCCCCAGCUGUACGACCCCAAAAACGGAAAGGUCUUCGCUGCAUCGCUAGAUCAAGGGGCUUCCGCUGCAUUCGAGUGUGAUAGCGGAUACCUUCUCGUUGGGUCACGUGAGGUGAUAUGCACAACCAGCCAGAUUUGGAGCGGGGAGAUCCCUAUCUGUAGAAGCAAUAUGAACGCUGCUGAUAUCGCCAACAACAUAAAGGAGACAUUUAUUGAUAAGUUUGCCGGAUCAACUUCGACAUCAGAGUCUGGACCCCAGGGGCGUCUCAGUAUCUGCAAACGAGGCCUUGACAUCAUCAUUGCCGUCGACACCUCGUCCAGUAUUGGGACAGAAUCUCUGAAAAUUGCAAAGCGGUUCAUGGAAGUCCUUGUCAAAAUAUUUGGUGUGUCUGCAAAUAAAAACGGAGGCAAAAACGGAACACGAUUUGCCAUAGUAACGUUUGCAAGCACCGCCACUGUGCAUCUUCAGAUUGAUGACAAGAAUGUGCGAACGGUCAACUCCACUAUUGCCAAAAUCAACGAAAUAACGAUAACUGUGGGUGGCACAUCUAUCACAAAUGCUCUAAACACACUCAUCCUUAAGAUCGAUCUUAAAAAGAUAAGAGACAAUGAUCGAGAAGCACAGGAAACUAACAAAGCUGUUUUUCUUAUCACGGAUGCUGAACAGACGGUCAACGCUGCCGAGGACGUCCUUAUACUGGAUACGAAGAUUGAUUUAUUAAAGGUCGCUGGAUACGAGAUCUUCACAAUGGGAGUUGGAAGAAAUAUCAACAAACUCAUGCUGAAGAAAAUAGCCAGCGAGCCAACCGAAGAACACGUUUUCUUGAUAAACCAAUUCAAGGAUCUGAAAGCGAUAGGAGACACGAUUGCAGAAAAAAAUAUAGAUUACGGUAAAUGUGGAAUUUCUGGAAACACAGACAUAGCACAAGGUACGGCCGCGAGUAAAAAGGGGGCGUGGCCAUGGGUUGGCUGGUUAAGUGCCCAGAGCAAGACGUGUGGGGGCGUUCUUCUGUGUGCACGAUAUUUCAUGACGUCAGCAAGAUGCGUGUCUGACGUCAACGAAACAGGACACGUGAUUCCUUACACAGAAAACAUGAUAACCGUGAACCUCGGGGAUUCGCGGUGGUAUCAAGGUGAUGACGAGCAGGUGAUGCCGGUUGUCAAGGACGUCAUCAUUCACCCGAACUACACUGGUGUCCCUAACGAGCAUGACAUCCGAGAUUAUGAUGUGGCCAUCCUCGAUUUUGGCGAGGACAAUAGCACACAACCACCUCUGAACAAGUUCAUCAAACCGAUAUGCUUUCCCUAUAGGAAAGUGUACAACUUAUCAGAAGGAAGAUUGGAGUCUUUGAAAGUAAUGGCUGGUGAGGCAUAUGGAUUCACAGUAGGCUGGGGUCUCUCCCCAGAUUCGCAUACCCGACAGAUACCCUGGCGAAAACAGAAGCAGAACCGACGGGAAAUCCAAUCAGACGUCAAAUGUGGACGUCGCUACCCACACCUGGAUACUGACAGAUACUUCUGCGUCGGAAAUAUAAGGAAGGAAUGCGAUUCCUGUAGAGGUGAUAUUGGUGGCGCGUACAUGGCCGAACUGAGCAACUUUCGCUACAGCGCAUUUGGACUCGCCCAGAAGACGUACGACUGUCAAGACCAUCUCCAAUUCAGCAUCUUCCUUGAUCUGCAUCACCCAUCAAUCACCGAAUGGGCUCUUCCAAUCCUUGGUCGCUUUAUACGAUUGGGCAGCGCUGAGGACGAAGAAAAGGAGGCGGAGAAUGAGAGAAGAGAGAAUGCUCGAAACAAAACUGAAGAGGCGUAUCUUGUUGAAAUCGAUGCAGAUGGGGCGGACCCUGUUGAAGAUAAUGAACCAGCGGGGUAGAAAAUGUCGUGGAUGAUGAUGAGAAAAAGGAUGUGAAUGUUGGAGGCAAGAACGGGAAUGGAGAAAAGAAUCUCAAAAAGAAGGGUAAGGGUAAAGGCAAGGAAAAAAAAACAAGAACAAGAAUGGUCAAAAGAAAAAGAAAAGGAAGAGAAAUUAGACCAACCUGUGCGAUUAAAAAUGUGGUGUUACAAUUACUAGAAACAUAUGGUUCAUGGCUAAUGCAUGACAAAGGUGAUUCGUCAAACCAUUUUAUUCAUUGCUGUAUAAUAAAUAGAUAUGGCUGCUUUCUCUGUCAAUUUUGCUAUUUUCAAGA